Messenger RNA from Verticillium nonalfalfae, 2718 nucleotides. RefSeq lists its product as uncharacterized. NCBI's taxonomy places the organism in Eukaryota, Fungi, Ascomycota, Sordariomycetes, Glomerellales, Plectosphaerellaceae. Gene Ontology annotation, molecular function: protein binding. Gene Ontology annotation, biological process: maturation of SSU-rRNA from tricistronic rRNA transcript (SSU-rRNA, 5.8S rRNA, LSU-rRNA); ribosomal small subunit assembly. The record is from RefSeq and is a predicted model, not a curated record. Gene Ontology annotation, cellular component: Pwp2p-containing subcomplex of 90S preribosome; small-subunit processome. Bases 1 to 2718 code for a protein of 905 amino acids. The transcript is spliced from 3 exons.
AUGAAGACCGACUUUAAGUUCUCCAACUUGCUCGGUACGGUGUACUGCCAGGGCAACCUGCUCUACAGUCCCGACGGCACCCAGCUCUACUCGCCCGUCGGCAACAGAGUGACCGUCUUUGACCUGGUCAACAACAAGUCGCACACGCUUCCCUUUGCCCACCGCAAGAACAUCGCCCGUAUCGGCCUCACGCCGCGGGGCAACCUCCUGCUCUCCGUCGACGAGGACGGCCACGCCAUCCUGACCAAUGUCCAGCGCCGAAUAGCGACCUACCACUUCUCCUUCCGCGGCAAGGUCACGGCCCUCGCCUUUGCGCCCUCGGGCCGUCACUUCGCUGUCGGCCUCGGCCGCAAGAUCGAGGUCUGGCACGUCCCCUCGACGCCCGACUCGAACGCCGCCGGCGAGCUCGAGUUUGCGCCCUUUGUCAAGCACCACACCCACACACAACACUUUGACGAUGUCCGCCAUAUCGAGUGGUCCAGCGACUCGCGCUUCUUCCUGAGCGCGUCCAAGGACAUGACGGCGAGGAUAUGGAGCCUCGACCCCGAGGACGGCUUCGUGCCCACCGUGCUCUCGGGCCACAAGCAGGCCGUCGUCGGCGCCUGGUUCUCCGAGAACCAGGAGACCAUCUACACAGUCAGCAAGGACGGCGCCGUCUUUGACUGGCAGUACGUCGGCAGGCCGAGGCGGCAGGAGGAUGCCGACGACGACGACGACGACGACGACGACGACGACAUGGCGCUGGACGACAAGGAGGCCGACAUGCGGUGGAGGAUCGUCAACAGGCACUACUUCCACCAAAACGACGCCAACGUGCGGUGCGCGGCGUUCCACCCGGAAUCCAACCUCCUCGUGGCCGGCUUCUCCAACGGCAUCUUCGGCCUCUACGAGAUGCCCGACUUCAACCAGAUCCACACGCUCAACAUUUCCCAAAACGAAAUCGACUUUGUCACGAUCAACAAGAGCGGCGAGUGGCUGGCCUUUGGCGCCUCCAAGCUCGGCCAGCUCCUCGUGUGGGAGUGGCAGUCCGAGUCGUACAUCCUCAAGCAGCAGGGCCACUUUGACUCGAUGAACUCGCUCGUCUACUCGCCCGACGGCCAGCGCAUCGUGACCAUUGCCGACGACGGCAAGAUCAAGGUGUGGGACGUCGAGUCGGGCUUCUGCAUCGUCACCUUCACCGAGCACACGAGCGGCGUGACGGCGUGCGAGUUUGCCAAGAAGGGCAACGUCCUCUUCACCGCCAGUCUCGACGGCUCCAUCCGCGCCUGGGACCUCAUCCGCUACCGCAACUUCCGCACCUUCACGGCGCCCACGAGGCUGUCCUUUUCCUGCAUGGCCGUCGACCCCAGCGGCGAGGUCGUCGCCGCCGGCUCGCUCGACUCGUUCGACGUGCACAUUUGGUCCGUCCAGACGGGCCAGCUGCUCGACCAGAUGUCCGGCCACGAGGGCCCCGUGUCGGCCCUCGCCUUUACGCCCAACGGCGACUCGCUCAUCUCCGGCAGCUGGGACCGCACGGCGCGCAUCUGGUCCAUCUUCAACCGCACCCAGACGAGCGAGCCGCUGCAGCUGCAGGCCGACGUGCUCGACAUUGCCGUCCGCCCCGACUCGCUGCAGCUCGCCGUCUCGACGCUCGACGGCCAGCUGACCUUCUGGUCCGUCACGGACGCCGAGCAGGUCGCCGGCGUCGACGGCCGGCGCGACGUCUCGGGCGGCCGCAAGGCCACGGACCGCCGCACCGCCGCCAACGUCGCCGGCACAAAGGCCUUCAACAAGAUCCGCUACAGCACCGACGGCUCGUGCGUGCUCGCCGGCGGCAACAGCAAGUACAUCUGCCUCUACUCGGUGCACACCAUGGUGCUCCUCAAAAAGUUCACCGUCAGCGUCAACCUCUCCCUGUCCGGCACGCAGGAGUUCCUCAACAGCAGGCUCCUCACCGAGGGCGGGCCCGAGGGCGAGCUCGACGACCAGGGCGAGGCCUCGGACCGCGACGACCGCCGCGACAAGGCCCUGCCCGGCGCCCGCCGCGGCGGCGACCCGUCCGCGCGCCGUCGCGCCCCCGAGGUCCGCGUCACCGGCGUCGCCUUCUCGCCCGCCGGCAACGCCUUCUGCGCCGCCUCGACCGAGGGCCUCCUCGUCUACAGCCUCGACGACGUCCUGGCCUUUGACCCCUUUGACCUGGCCAUGGAGAUCACGCCCGCGUCGACCCUCGCCGUCCUCGACGACAGGGACUACCUCAAGGCGCUCGUCAUGGCCUUCCGUCUCAACGAGGCGAACCUCAUCAAGCGCGUCUUCCUCGGCGUGCCGCACGCCGACAUUCCCCUCGUUGUCGGCGGCCUGCCGAUCGUGUACGUCCCGCGCCUCGUGCGUUUCGUGGCCGCGCAGACGGAAGAGACGCCGCACAUGGAGUUUUGCCUGCUGUGGAUCAAGGCCCUCGUCGACAAGCACGGCGCGUGGCUGACGCAGAACCGCGCCAAGGUCGACGUCGAGCUGCGGGUCGUCUCCCGAGCCGUCUCGCGCAUGCGUGAUGAGAUUCGCAGGCUGGCCGACGACAACGUCUACAUGGUGGACUAUCUGCUGGGGCAGGCCAAGGGACCCGUGGGCGAGGGACAGCUGGCAUUGGAGGCGGCACCGGAAAAGAGCAAGGUCAUCACGGCAGCAGUGGCGGCGGAAGGCUCAGACGAUGGAUCGGAUGAGGACGGUUGGAUUGGGCUAGACUAA